UUUCAAAAGAUCGCCCUUCUCCUUUUGAAAUUAAAAAAGUAUUAUUUAUUUUUUAAGAAUCUGUACCCUACAGUUUGAUCUACUGCUCUCCAUCCACAAAGUGCAUAUUUUCACACUGCUCAAAUACGAGUUCGGCUCUUCUAUGUUAAAUUAAUUUCGCACAAUAUUGGUCAACUGCGGGCAAUUAAGCCCAUUGUGCGGCAUUUCAAAUAGAUUUGCCUUCCGAAGGUAAUAAUCGAUAGAAAGCUACUUUCGAUACAACUAGAAAUAUGAACACACAGCUCCGAUUCCACCCCAUGAGCAUCCAAAUUCUCACACUUUUGUUUUUCGGUCGAGUGCCGUGCUCGUAAAGAAAGCCGCACUGAAGGGCCCAGCAGGAAGUGUUGUAAUUCGCACUUUACCAGACUCACCAAUGCCACACACACAAAAAUGUGGCUAUCAUGUCGUAUACUUGAUUUUGAAGGGGACAGUGGUGAAGGGGCUGGAAGGCAAUAUCUACGCACAACGUUCUGCUGAGCUUGCCUUGGUUUUAAUUGUGGCUGGUGUAGUUGUUGCCGGCCACAUAACUGAAAAAUAUAUGCAGGAUACGAAACGGUUUAUGUGCCAUUAUAGGGCAGAUAUCCCACUCCCUUACCAUUUGUGUGUGGGCGAUGGAUUUUAUGAGCCCAGCCGAGCUCUCGAAUGCUAGUUAUGUAAUCUGCCCAAAAUAUUCGCCUGCAAUUAAAAACAUUUUCAAGUCGUUUAUUCUCGCUCCGGAGAGGAGUCGAACAUACGGGGAAGGGACUCAACAGAAGGCUCGUAAAACCGACUUUUUGGCAAUGUCUAACCAAUUUUGUGGAUUUGGGUUUAUGCAUUUAUUGGAAUUUUUAUGGCCCACUUUUAUAGCCUCUGCAGGAAUGAGGAAUCGAGAGCGAUGGGGAAAAUUGGUUUAUGAAUAUUAAAAACAAUUUCAGGCGAAAAUUGGUGUAGUUAAUUCUGAGAUAAGUUCUGGAUUUGGAUUCUAAUUAAUUGGAGUAAGAGACAAAGGGAUUUUCCAAGGCAAGCAGGUUUCAGGGGCCAAAGUCAAAUCAAUUAUGGGAAAUCUUAUCCAGCAAAUACUGCCCAACCAAUAUGAGUUUAAAAUACUUUGCCUAUGUAAACUAAUCGAUUUCGGCAGAAGGCCGAAUCAAAAUAUUUCUUGCUGGAAGGGCUAAUUCCUGAAACCUCGUCAAUAGCAACAGUUUCAAAUUAAUUAAUAAAAUUUUUGUUCCAAGUGGGUCUAGCAAACAAACAAACAACAAACUGCAAAUAAAGGCCGAACUCGCCCAUGCCCGCCGGUUGAGAAAGACUUGGUUCGGAACGGAAUGUUGGUCAAGAAGUUGCGUGUGCCAAGGCACGUGUGUGGUCCUGCCUUUCCCAGAAAUUUGCUCCAACAUUCAACCACCUUACAAACUGUUUGGAAGCCAAACCAAACAACAAAUACUUCAAUAAACGAAAUUAAAUAUUUGUGCAUGGAAUGAAACAUUUUCUCAGGAUCCGAGGCGGGCAACAACAGAGGGAAAUUGGAAAAGAAUUGAACACUUUAUGCCUCGCAUCGGCAACAAAUUAAAUAAUUGCUGCAAAAAGUUUGCCAUCUGCAAAUAUUUCUGCAAACAAACGAAAAUAAACCAUUGCUUUUCUCUCGAAGCUUCUAUGGUAUUGUUCGAAAUUCUGGCAAAACGUUGGCUUUUUGUUAAUUUACUAAGCGUUUCCUAUUCGUCAGUAUUAGCUCGAACCUCUGCCCAUGCCCAACAUUUGUCAAAUAUUUUGUUUGCCAAAUUGUUUAACUUUUGACCCGAGCCGUCUGUCUUCCUCAUAGGUUCCUGCGUAAUUAGACUUUAAUUGGGCAAUUGUAACCGUCUCAGGCGGCUUUUUCAGCCGGGGUGUCCUUCUCCCGCGUUUUUGGCCGAGUUGUGCCGCGGGCCCAGAGCCAACACCUUUUUGAUGUCUCACCAUGGGCGAAGGCGGCGUCUCGGCGCUGAAUCAAACUAAUUAGGCGCAAACUUAAUUAAUAUUUGAUGAAUUAUUUGACCUUUUGUCUGAUUACCAUGACGGCUCCCAAAGAGCUGCCAGCGCGGCCAAACCGCUCCAGAGCUCAGGCCUUAAGUGGCCCUCGUCGUUUGCCUGGCGACAGACAGAAAUAUAAAGAUAACUUUUUAGGAUUUUCCGAAAUUGAGCUUCAUUUGGUUGAGAGGGAAAGCAUUUGAUAAACUUGUCGCUAGGCAGGUGCCGCCGCAAAAAGGACUGGCAUUAUGCCUACCGGUGGAGAGGGAGAUUCAAGUCAUAAAAUGGUGAGGUGAGACGAGGCGCAAAAGUUUUUCUAAUGUUUAUUGGCGAAACUUUUUCAUUUUUUACAACUUUUACAAAAGUUUGCGCCGAACUUCCCCACCUUCCCCGGUUGCAUUCUGCCAUUUCUGUUGUUGCCUAGACCCGUCUCUGGUCAUUUUAAAGUUUAAAUUAUACCAGGGGGAGAGUCCAGGUCUGAGUGGUCUGGAAUCCAACGAUUGUCAGCACAUUAGGCCUACCAAGUUGGCGGCAGGGUAGCGGGAAGGGAAGCCUUACUUUGAAUUAAACUUUUAUCGCAUCAAUUCCGAGAGUUUUUCCCGCGUUUCCCUGGCAAAGUUUCAUUGUUGGAGAAUUUUCAGAUAUUAAUUCCUUUAUUUAAAUUCGCCCUAGUCCCCGAGAUAAUGCAAAUAAACGCGAUUGUACUCACCCGAGGGGGAUAGGUGCCACUUACCUGUAAGAGAGAGAAUAAAAAUGGAAAUUACUUGAAAAUUCAAAACCAUGGUAACAAUAGAAGCAUUUUAGGAUUCCUAUGACUAGUGCUUUUCUCCUUUUAAGUCAGCAAUUUGGUAAGGUCCCAAACCGACUCAGUCAGUAGCCCUAUUGAUCCCGUCCGAGUCAGACAGAGCUAAAGUAUAUUUUUCACAGAAGCAUAAUGGUUUACAUGCCAGCUCUUAACUUGCUCCUUUACAACGGUCUUGUGGUGUACAUGGCCAGGAAAGUACAACGCAUUAUCAAAGUUCCAUCAGCCAAUGCGAGUCGUUGGCGCCGGAUCCCCUUAAUCGGCAGAAUUGGAUCUCAGCCACCGGAUACCUUGAAUGAUGGGGUAGAGUUCGACGACGUCCUGUGGAACGUAAACCUGCACGUGAACUUCCUGCUCCUUCUGCCGGCCCUCUUCCAGAUCCACAACUUUGGCCUGCUGGUGGCCCUGAUUCUCAUGUGGAACUUCUACGUUUACCAGCGCCUAUUUGAUUUCUACCUGAAGCUAGUGUGGCACCUGUGGUGGAGCGACCUUUGCUGGGAAUACUACGUGCCCCUGGUCCUUUUUGGACUUGUUAUGAACACUCUACACUUGGGCCUGAUCGUCGGCACAAUGAAGUUGCAGACGAAGCGCCCCGAAGAUCCCCAGACCCAGUCGGAGCCCGAAAUCCAGUCGCAUUCCCGUUCUCAGCCAGAACUGGAGGACUCAGUGACGAUUGGCGAUGGCCCGGAACGUUAGGAUUUUAGAAAAUAUAAAGCCGAACGCCGAAGCUCAGGUUCAGCCGCCUUUAACUGGGUCGCCAUCAGUCAGGGGCUUAACCUUGCGGCAUCUACAAAUACUGGGUCGUUGGUUCAACUAAUAAAUAUGCCAGAAAACACCAGGCACACAGAUACCCGGCACGCACACACCCGCACACCAGGACAUGUACAAAUGAAUCGCAGCUGAGGGCUGGCCGAGCUUCGGGAAAUAAAACCAUUAAAUAUUUGCGGUUAAACGCACCAAAAACAAACCGCAAAAGUAAAUCAUAUCCAGAGCAGACAUUGGACAUGGCCAAGCAUCCAAGGCAAGGAAUUUCCCUGCCUCACCCGUCCGCCGCCUGGCACUCGUACGCAAAAAUAUUAGAUUAGAAAUUAGGAAGCCAUGGACAUGGUCUUGGAUCGGUUGUGGGAUUGGGCAGGCAGCAGACCAGAACGCCAUUUACUUGGGGAUGGGAUGCCUGGGCAGGAAACUGGUUACCAACGGCCUGCCAAAAAUUCCAAAUGGUCCAUGGUCGAGGAGCAUAAAUCAUUGAAACUGACAUUUCACUGGAUUUGUAUGUGUAUGCUAAAGGUUCGGCCACUUCGAAGGGAGACAUUUGCGUAAGAUAUCCGUCGAUUUUCUCAAGGAUAUACGCCCCUUCCGACGAAAAACUGGGUCCCGGGGUGCACUCGAUUAGUUCUCCGGAACUAGUUCCCCAAAGAUUCGGGCAAAAACCUAACUUAUAAAUCAUUUUGGUAUAGAAUGUGAGCUACGCUGAGGGAAAUCGUCAGACCGAAGUGGAGACUCCAUACCCCAUAGUCUUAAGCACAAACUAAGCUAACUAAACGAAAAAUGUCGUUUCCACUUCGGGUUCAGUGAGAGCAUGGGUCGGUCAAGGGAACUUUAAAACACUGAACACCUAUAAUGUGCAGUAAUCCUUAUAUGUUAUGAAAAAUACUUUUAAAAGCAAUAUUGCCCUAAAUUCAUUUUGUAUAAUUUUUCGUGACAUAUGAAGAAUGCGAUGGGAAUGGUAAACUUUUAAUAAGUUUGACUAUUAGACUAAGUUUAUAAUCUUACCGGGCCGAAGGACUUUAGCCUCCAGCACCCCUUCUUUUCAAGUUU
Molecule: messenger RNA, 4642 nt
Organism: Drosophila suzukii
Lineage: Eukaryota; Metazoa; Arthropoda; Insecta; Diptera; Drosophilidae
Source: RefSeq, a predicted model, not a curated record